AUGUCAAACUUGGGACAAUUUGACUCUGAUUUUUACCAAUCUAAUUAUACUAUUGAUAAUCAGGAACAGAGUUCUGAAGAUUCUAAUGCCUAUGGACAUGUUUAUGGAUCUAGAAAACAACAAGCCAGCGAGCAGCCUCAGCCUGUCUUUGUCCCAUCAGAGAUGCUCAUGUCAUCAGGUUGCGAGGGACAAUUUUUUCAGCCAGCAUCCAACCCGGAUUAUUAUUCACAAUCUUCUUACGUUGACAGUUUUGAUGAAGAGCCUCCUUUGCUAGAAGAACUUGGAAUUAAUUUUGAUCACAUAUGGCAAAAAACCUUGACCGUGUUAAACCCGCUGAAGCCAGCAGAUGGCAGCAUUAUGAAUGAAACGGACCUCACUGGGCCCAUCCUGUUUUGUAUCACUCUAGGAGUUACCUUGCUUCUGGCAGGAAAAGCUCAGUUUGGUUAUGUGUAUGGCAUGAGUGCCCUAGGUUGCCUAGGGAUUCACACCUUGCUAAACUUGAUGAGCUCCUCAGGGGCAUCUUAUGGCUGCGUCGCAAGUGUACUGGGUUACUGCCUGCUCCCCAUGGUCAUCCUGUCCAUCUGUGCCAUCUUCUCUUCACUGCAGGGCACAUUUGGAACUGUGUUGGCUCUGGUCAUCGUUGGCUGGUGUAGUCUCUCAGCUUCCAAAAUCUUCAGUUCAGCCUUGGGCAUGAAAGGACAACAGCUUCUUAUCGCCUACCCUUGUGCCUUACUGUAUGGACUUUUUGCGCUCCUAACAGUUUUCUGAAGAGUAUUUGAAAUGGGGUUUCAAGAUUCUAUUUGUUUCCUGUUCACAUUAUCCUGGAAAUGUAUUAGCAUUCAAAUUUGGUAAUAUGACUUCUGCUUUAUUGCUGUUGAGAGAAUAAUAAGCAAAGAGAUAAAACAGCACUUAAGGAUGGUACUUUAAUAACUUGUUUGGUUUGAAUGAUGUUUUGCUUUUCGGUUUGGUGCAUGAAAACAUUUUAAAAUGCUUUAAAAUAGAAGGGGAUAUAGUUGUACUGCUGCUGUACCCUGCUUUUCUCAAUGCAUCUAUUUUUAAGAAAUUGUAAGUAAAUAAAAUCACAUGAUGAUGGUGUAAAGUAAAUCAA
Messenger RNA from Odobenus rosmarus divergens (Pacific walrus), 1108 nucleotides. It is a transcript of the gene YIPF7, whose product is annotated as Yip1 domain family, member 7. Bases 1 to 768 code for a protein of 255 amino acids. Gene Ontology annotation, biological process: endoplasmic reticulum to Golgi vesicle-mediated transport; vesicle fusion with Golgi apparatus. The record is from RefSeq and is a predicted model, not a curated record. Gene Ontology annotation, cellular component: membrane; trans-Golgi network. The transcript is spliced from 5 exons. NCBI's taxonomy places the organism in Eukaryota, Metazoa, Chordata, Mammalia, Carnivora, Odobenidae.